GUAUGCGUAGACGGAGGUAGGGCUUAGCUUAUCUCUGACAUGGAAAGGUUUCAUGCGAUCAGCUCUGGACAUUACAUAAUGGUUUCCACCAUGUUGAUGGGUCUGGGCUUGCUGCUGAUGGUUGGCACAGCAGGCAGUGCUAUCCCUGUGACCAUCUAUCCCCAGUUCUACUCCCAAGCAGGAAGGGUGAAGUUUGAGACUGGGCGCUGGUCAGGCCAUAACGGUGUGGACAUCGAUAAAUACCUUCAGCCCAACGUUGACAUUGGAACUCACAGCGGGAGAUGGAUCAGUGCAGACAGAGGUCAGGAGAUCUUUCAAAAGUGCACAGAGGAUCCUAAACGCCCUGGUUACCCCGAUCCUACAUACUUCUGGGUCCGACGGGAUGCCAUAUCACAGAAGUACAUCCACAACAUCAACAAAUAUGGCCGUAGCCCUUACAGAGUCAUUUCAUUCAAUGGUUUGUAUUGGCCGGACUGGAUGCCGAAAACAACUUACGGAGGCAAGUUUCCCCAGAACAUGGACGCCGCCUCCGAGUUCAUGCUUCUGUUUAUGGAAGCAGUGAACGGUUCUGCUGGAGGCUUUCCACCACUACUCGAGGUCUACAACGAACCGGGCGCUGACUACAAAUAUCUCCACUGGGACACAGUCAUUGCCUACCAUCAGGCUGUCGCAAAGAAGCUGAAAACCAAGUUCCCUGCUCUUAAGGUGGGAGGUCCGACCAACACAGGGACGAGUUCCCACUCGGACAAGGACGACUUUAAGAUUUGGAAACGUCUGGCCGACUUCAUGAACUUGUCCCUCACCGACUUGGACUUCUUCUCCUUACAUGACUACAGUCACCUCAAGGUUGCUGGCGGCAGGUACAACUUUUACGGCAGCAACCCCGCCAGGCUUGGGGCAUUCAUGGACUUGGUGGAGAACUAUGCACACGUUAAAAGCGGAAAGGAUGUGCCGUUAGUCAUCAGUGAGUAUGGUCUCACGUUGAUCAUUGGUAUAAAUGACCAGAAACCAAGCACCUUUGCUGACUGGGCAUACGUCUACCAGCACAAUGCUCAUAUGUUCACCUACCUGGGCUACAGGGACGUUAUUGACUCAGCUAUUGCAUUCCUUAUAUCCUACACGGACUUAAAAGGACAAGCAAGCAUCAAUUACAGCCUGUUUGAACGUAACGGCACUGAGAGAACAGUUUCUGAUGCCUUCAAGUUUUGGAAGAGUUUCCAUGACAACCAGAAGUUCCUGAGAGUUGAUAACGCCCAUGACGGCAGUGAGAAGACGAUAGCCUCACACGCUGUCGCCAACGUUGCAACCCGGGAGGUGACGGUGCUCCUCCACAACUACGACAAGGCACAAGCUACAGUCAACCUCAUCUUCCCUAAUAACUGGCUUAAACCAUCAUCUGCCACUUCAACCUGCUUCUAUCGGAAACUUCCCAACAACGUAGCAGUAUUCCAGCCCAACAAGACCGUCCACAUCAGUCACAAUCAGAUCCUUCUGGAACCGGAAUCAAGCUGCUUCUACAGCUUCAAAUCAGGCUAUAAUUUUGGGAAUGCGCAGACGAUAAAUGAAGUUAAGUAUUACGGGGCAGCGGUGGUCGUGCCGAUCCAAAACAACACCGUAAACACCCAGGUUGGCAUUCCGUACCUUGGCAACAUCAAAAUGGCGCGUCUUAGAGUUGCUGUUAGUGUCAAGGACAGGUCUUCCUCAACUAAACCCCGCACGGUUUCCAUAAACGGCCAUGUUCUGACGUCAUACCUGUUCCUGUCUGACGCAGCUAGCCAAGGUUUUGAAACGACGUUGUGGGAGGUGUACGAAUAUAACGUCCCUGUCGCUGCUUUGAAGGAACAUCACAACACUGUUGUGUUUACCUUUGGCCAUAUUUCUGGUUAUGUGUCAAGCGUCGCAAUCAUAGUUGGUCGUUAAAACGUAUAUAUGAGAACUGUGAUUGCUUUCUUAUGUCUUUUAAGCACACAACUCGAAAUGCUGUUCUUUCUUCUAGACCGUAUAGAAUUUCUAAACAUUAUAGAUUGAUUUAAUUGAAUAAAUGUAUAUAACGGUUUAGUUACCCAUUGGUUGUGUGUUAGACUUAACGCUGAUGAUGUAGAAAGAGACGGACAUCCUGACACAUACAAAUUAUAGGUAUUA
Haliotis rubra (blacklip abalone) is the source of this 2142-nucleotide messenger RNA. Its product is annotated as beta-porphyranase A-like. The transcript has 4 exons. NCBI's taxonomy places the organism in Eukaryota, Metazoa, Mollusca, Gastropoda, Lepetellida, Haliotidae. The record is from RefSeq and is a predicted model, not a curated record. Bases 40 to 1920 code for a protein of 626 amino acids.